This is a messenger RNA of Phoenix dactylifera (date palm), 1236 nucleotides long. RefSeq names its product stem-specific protein TSJT1-like. NCBI's taxonomy places the organism in Eukaryota, Viridiplantae, Streptophyta, Magnoliopsida, Arecales, Arecaceae. The record is from RefSeq and is a predicted model, not a curated record.
CCGUCUCUGGAGUUGCCCAGUUGUGACAUUCCUCUCUAUAUUCUGAGAGAAGGUGCCAUUCCUCUUCGCUCCCCUCCUCUCGAGGCAAAGAUGCUUGCCGUCUUCAGUGGUGCAGUUGUCAGAGCUCCCGAAGAGCUCGUCCUAGCCGGCAACCGUACCCCCACACCGAAGAAGUCGGCGAACAGGCUUUUCGACACCUUCGUCCGAAAAUUCUCUUCUUCGGUUGCCAUAAACAUCGACCCACUCGCGCGAAUUUCCUACACCCAUGAAACCGAAUCCUCGAUGCAGCCAAGGUCAUUUGCUGUGAAGGAUGAUAUCUUUUGCACGUUUGAGGGGGCUUUGGAGAACCUUGCGAGCCUAAGGCAACAAUAUGGGCUAGGAAAGAAUGCGAACGAGGUGGUUUUGGCAAUGGAGGCAUAUCGGACUCUGAGGGACCGAGCUCCUUAUUCGACUAACCACAUGCUCUCGCACCUCGUUGGCAAUUUUGCCUUCAUCAUCUUCGACAGGUCUGCGUCCAGCGUUUUCAUCGCAUCGGACCAAGAUGGCAAGAUUCCCUUGUUCCUGGGGAUAACGGCUGAUGGAUGUCUUGCUUUCUCCAACGAUGCUGAGAUACUUAGAGAUGCUUGUGGGAAAUCAUUGGCAUCAUUUCCUCCAGGGUGCUUUUUCUCGACGAGCACCGGUCUUCGAAGCUAUGAGCAUCCAAAGAACAAGGUCACUGCAGUACUGGCCGCAACGGAGGAGGAGAUUUGUGGUGCAACUUUCAAGAUUGAGAGACCAAACAUGCAACCAACAGAUGUUCUGCGUUAACUGAUGGAACACCAGUUAAUAAUCUACAUGUCGUAAGAAAUAAUAGUAUUAGUCAUGGGUCGCUAGCUAUGUUGGGUUGUUAUGGUGAUCGCAAAGGAAGAGCGUUUCAUGUGAAAAAAACUUUAAAUUUGUCUCUUCUGAAGCAUUCUUCCUUCCAAUAACGAGAACCUUUUGCUUUUGCUUUGACUACAUAUCCACCCUCCUGCAUCCAUGUUCUUAUCUAUCCAUCUUAUCCUUUGUUCCUUUUCAACUUGUCAGCUUACGUCCUCCUGGCUUGGGAGUCAUGGCCCACCAACUAGGGCGAUGAAGACAAGACGUACUCGCUAGCUUCACCACGUCACUAGAGUUGUAAACUUCACCAUUUUGUCUUGAAUAAUAUGGCUUAACCUGAUAUAUAAAGUGGCUGUUGUGAAUGAUGCAUCUUGGCCA